AUGGCGCCAAACAGAGAUGACAGCCCCAGCACCCAAGUCGCUUGCCAUCUGUCGCAGCUAGACAUGGUUGCUCACGAUACUCCGACCUCAAGAAAGCGCCCAGCAGACAUGGCUGAGAUCGACGAAACCCCAGGCGCAUACGACAAGAUCAUGCCCUCUCCCUCUCAUACCAAGUCGCCUACACCCAACAACCCCACCUCACCGCGGGGUCGCUUCGUCCUCCAUCCUCCUCGCCGUGUCACUUCUCCACCACCUCCUACUCCCAUUGCUUCGCCCAAUCUUGAAGACGACCACAAUUUAUCUCUACCCACAGCUAUAAGCAUUGCACAGGACAAAUUGUCCGCCUUGCGCUGCGAUUCUCCAACCAACCCUACCGAACAUGAUACCUGCACCCAAGAUGAGAACAUGACCUGGCAACAAGAUGAAAUUACCGGACACCAUAUUGAUCAUAUGGCCGAUGACGAUGGCGAAGGCAUUAAUGGCAUCGGCUUCAUACCAACUUCUGCUACUGUCACCAAGCGCUCUGAAUGGCGCCGGCGCCAGAUUCUGGAAUAUCGUGCUCGCGAAUCAAGGGAAGCAAGACAACGCCGCUACGACAAACGCAAGGCUUCACACCGCGAUUCUGCCAUCUCUCUCGAUGAGGGUGCUUCCUUUAAGCGCCGUAUGGUUAGAUUCGCCGAGGCCUGA
Messenger RNA from Aureobasidium musti, 687 nucleotides. Lineage: Eukaryota; Fungi; Ascomycota; Dothideomycetes; Dothideales; Saccotheciaceae. The record is from the annotation of a GenBank genome assembly.